This is a messenger RNA of Peronospora matthiolae, 1299 nucleotides long. The record is from the annotation of a GenBank genome assembly. NCBI's taxonomy places the organism in Eukaryota, Oomycota, Peronosporomycetes, Peronosporales, Peronosporaceae.
AUGGAGACGCCGCUGACCGGCUCGGGCUCGACGCCGCCGAGCGCGUCGCCGCCAUCGGCAAUGGAGACGACCAGCUCGUCCCGAACAGCACUGAUCAUUGACGGAUCGUACGCGAUGAUUGGAGCUCGCAGCUUGGGAGGCAAGAUCGACUAUGUUAAGCUCCGUUCGGCAUUGGAAGAGCAGGCGUUGACGCAGUUUGGAGAUUGUUGGUUCUUCGACCAGAAUCCGUCUGCGCAGAGGGUUAAUCCAGCUUUGACUGCGGAGUACCACAUGCUGAAAUUUGCACCACCAGAUGGACCACAGUUCCAGGUCAGCUUGUUUCCGAUGAAAAAGUACGGCUGCCAUUGCAGGAGAUGCGGCAACCUGUUUACGCAGAAUGUGCAGAAGGGUGUUGACAACGGAAUUGCAACCAAGAUUUUGUCUCUCGCCUACGAAGAUAUUUGCGACCGCUUUAUUUUGUUUGCGGGUGAUGGCGAUUUUUAUAGCUCACUGAGCCACGUCCGAAAUGUACUGCGGAAGGAUAUCUGGGUAAUGGGUUAUAGGGGUACUGUAUCCGGAGACCUCCAACAGCUAGCCUCGCGCGUGAUUUGGAUGGACAGCUUGUGGUCCAAAGUGAAGAGCAGUCAACACGACACCAGUUCUUACGAUCAAGGACGUAGAGAUGAAGGAAGAAAAGACAGAGGGCGGAGGGAUGAAGUGCCGUGGUUUGAGGAUCACCAAGGUGAAGAUUUCCAUCACAGUGACGCCUCAUCUUCGUCGUUCGAUGAAGGAAAAGACGCGGGUAGUGGCCGCCAUGUAGUUAUUGCACCUCGCUCGAACCAAUGGACACGCAGGAGAGGUCGUGGUCGUGAUUGGCGCUCGAGCGGGAGAGGUCGGAGCAAACACGGUUGGCGACGCAGCCGUUCUCGAUCGAAGGAGCGGCCUCGCGGCGAACAAAGCAACAAUGCAGUCACUGCUAGAAAUGAUGCCGCAACAACAGGAUCUCAGUCGGGAACGGCAAAAAGAGAGAAAGUGUCGUCGUCUGCAGGAAGACGUGGGGCUGAUGGGAAAAGGCGAAAAAGAAAUGGCACAGACAAGAAUGGGCAAAAGCGGUCAAGACAAGAAGCAUGUGGGGACAAACGAGUAGAUGGUUUACCAGUUAUCACACUCUCGGACUUUAGUUCGGACGAGGAUGUCGGCGAGGCGUUUCCAUCAGCUGUGCCACUGGAAUCCAUGACAAAGGCACCGUUUGCAGCGCAAGACCGUGAUUCUGUGCUGGAUGAAGUCAUUGAUCUUGCUCUCGAUUCGGAAAGUGAGUAA